GUCUCACUGCGCAUGCGCGCGUCAGACGCAUCGAACCAGGAACCAGCGACACGUUUACGAGGGAGAAACUGCUGUUAUUGAGGAGAAACUGCGGAGAAACACCUGGAGAAACACCUGCCAGCGCCAUGGUGGGCGAGCGGCGUAACGGGAACCUGCUGGUGCAGCUCGGCCCGCGGCUGCAGGCGUUUCCGGAGGAAUUGAUCCGGCAGCGCCGGACGCACGACGGCCAGGCCGAGUACCUGGUGCGCUGGUGUCUGGUGGCCCUGGACGACGGCUCGGGGACGGGGGGCGGGGCCAGCGAGGGGGGCGGGGCCGGCGGCGGCGGCUCGGCGGGCGGGGGCUCGUCCGGGUCCAGCCCCGGGGAAACCAAACCGGAGAACGUCCUGAUGUGGAUGUCCACGGAGGACGUGUUCGCCAACUGCCCCGCGCUGCUGGGCAAGAGGAAGACGGACUGCGCGGAGACGGCGCGCGGCGGCGCGGGCGGCUGCGGCGCCGGCGUCGGCGGCGAGCUGCCGGCCGAGGUGGAGCUGGCGGACAUGGAGGAGGACGUGAAGAACCUGGUGCGCCGCGCCAGGAAGCAGAUGGCGCAGCAGACCGACCCGUCCGUGCACAUCAUGCACACCAUCCACGUGCUCAGCGCCUACGCUAGCAUCGGCGCGCUGGUCGGCGUCUUCAAGGAGACCGGCGCGCUGCACCUGCUCAUGGAGCUGCUCUGCAACAAGGAGAAGGCCACGCGCCGCAGCGCCGGGAAGAUGCUGCGGGCGCUAGCAUCGCACGACGCAGGUAGCCGCGCCUACGUGCUGCUGUCCCUCAGCCAGCAGGACGGCAUCGAGCAGCACAUGGACUUUGACAACCGCUUCACCCUGCUGGAGCUGUUCGCCGAGACCACGUCCUCGGAGGAACACGGCAUCUCCUUCGAGGGAAUCCACCUGCCCCAGAUUCCCGGGAAGCUGCUGUUCUCCCUGGUGAAGCGCUACCUGUGCGUCACGUCUCUGAUGGACAAGCUGAACACGGCGGGGGCGGAGCCCAGCGCGGACCGGCAGGACGCCAGCCCCGCCCCCUCCUCCUCCUGCAGCUCCGCCCACCAGACGGAGCACCUGCGGGUGCAGCGGGAGUUCGACUUCACCAUGGCCAUGGCCAACCUGAUCUCGGAGCUGGUCCGGGUGAUGGGUUGGGACCGGAACCGGAGGCCGCCCGACGGCGCCGCCCACCUCGCCGGCGGCUCCGCCUCCUCCUCCGCCGGCGCCCACGAGCAAGGCGAGGAGGCGCAGGCUCGGCCGGUGCUCCGGUCCAUCUUCCAGCCGCGGUUCUGCACGUCUCCCAUCUCCCUCCCCGCCAGCGCUGCCGCUGCCGCCGUGCCGGCGCCCGCCGCCACCGCCACACCGCAGAAGAAGAAGAAGACGGCCGGGAACGGCUUCAAGACGCGGUCGGACUUCGCCAGCCGCUCGGCCUACAUGGAGUACGUGCAGGACAGCCUGAAGAGCGGCAUGACGGUGCGGAUGCUGGAGGACUACGAGGAGGUGAGCGCCGGAGACGAGGGAGAGUUCCGCUACAGCAACGACGGCUCGCCGCCCGUGCAGGUCUACUGGACCCCCCUCUCCAGGACCUACUGGGUCCACUGGCACAUGGUGGAGAUCCUGAGCAGCGGCAGCAGCAGCCAGACGGAGAAGGAGACGCAGGAGAAGGCGUCGUCUCUGACCGAGACGCUGAAACUCACAGCAGUGAGCCAGACCUUCUUCUCGCGCCCCCCCGGGGGCCUGUACUCGCUGCCCUACCUGUCCUCCCCCCCCCGGGGGGACGGGGGGACCCUGAGCCGGGCCGAGUGGUGGGAGCUGCUGUUCUUCGUCAAGAAGCUGGAGCCCAAACAGCAGACGGAGGUGGAGGGGGUUCUGGAGACGGAACUGGACCAGGUCCAGCUGGACGACUCGUCCCUCAUCGGUCUGUCCGUCCCCGGGGACGUGGCCCGGAAGCUGCUGCACUUCCUGAAGCAGCACCUGCCGUCGUCGUGUCUGGAGGAUCUGCUCUGCUCCCACACCUUCUCCAGGUUCUACCUGAGGAGGGGGGGCGCCGGCCUGGAGGACCAGGACCUGCUGGCCGACAGCCCACUGGGCUCGUCCUCCAGCCCCGGGUCUGGGUCUGGCUCCCAGAACCAGACCCCGUCCCCGUCGGCCCCCAUGGCAUCCGUCUCCAAGAAAGCCAAGAAGGAGGUCCAGGUCCAGGAUCCCUGCAGCCCCGAGGAGAACGAGCUGCCCGAAGACCGGGUCCCCGAGGACCUGGAGGACCAGAUCAAAGUGUUCAACAACCCGCGGGUCCAGGGGAAGAAGACCCUGCUGGAGAAGCUGGGGGAGGUGGUGGACAUCCUGAAGAAGGGGGUCCCGGGCCCAGACCCAGACCCGGAUCCGGACCGGGACCAGACCCAGCAGCUGGCGGCCGUCCUCUUCAUCACCCGCCUGCUGGAGGAGAAGGGGGGCCAGGAGAAGAACUCCAUGAGGACCGACUCGGCCCAGACCGUCCGGGACAAGGUUCUGAAGCUGCUGGUGGAGCUGCUGGGCUCCUCCUCCAGGGAGCUGGUGCUCAGCACCCUAAGGCUCACCCACCUGCUGAUGCUGCGCUACGAGUGGAGGGUGUCGUUCGCCACCGAGGGCGGGGUGAAGGCCGUGCUGUCCUGCAUGCAGGAGUUCCCCGCCGCCGUGACGGUGCAGCAGCUGGCGCUGGCGACGCUGAAGGUCAUCACCGGCGCCAGCAAGCACGACCUGCGCAGCGUGGGCAGCAGCGCGCCGCUGUCCGAGUCCGGCACCCAGGUGAUGCUGGAGAUCUUCGCCAGCAUCGGCUCGGCCACGCCGGAGGGUUCCCGGGGCCUGCUAGCCGUGGUUCCCGCCGCCAUCGACCUCAUGCUGAGGACCAAGGGCUGCUCCCCGUCGGUGCGUAACGGGCUGCUGGUCGUCGUCAUGCUGAUCUCCAACCACAAGAGCCUGGCGGAGCAGCUGGUGUCGGGCGGCGUGACGGCGGUUCUGAAGCGCUGCCUGGCGCUGCCGCGGGCCGAGACCAUGCUAGCCAUCAUCGCCCUCAACCACAUCUCCAUGGUGCACAAGCUGGAGAGCAAAGAGUCCCGCGAGCAGCUGGACUUCAAGGACACGGAGCUGCAGAUGUUGGUGGUGAGUCUGAAGGAACUGACGGCCACGAAGGAGGUGAUCCAGACUCUGGAGCAGCUGCUGUGUGACGACGCCUCGCAGCUGGAGGAGGAACGCAGCCAGGUGACCCACAGCCGGGACACCUACCAGGACCUGGUCCGUCUGAUGGAGCAGCACCGAGCGGACCGGGCCAUCCAGCUGUCCAUCCUCAGGAUCCUCAAAAAGUUCCUGGACAACUACCAGGAGGACGAGCUGCCGUGGCACGAGAGCAUCGAGCCCUGCCUGUCCACCAUGGCGGCCUUCGUGGGGGACCGAGAGGUGGUGCAGCUCUUCAUCGGGUUCCUGUACCGGCUGGGGUCCCUGAACAAGGACUACGCCGUGGUCAUGUGCCGGCUGGGGACCCGGGACGUCCUGGUCAAGGCCCUGGACAAGCACAGCGCCAGUUUGCUGCUCGUCCCCGAGCUCAGGGACCUCAUCUCCGACUGCGAGAAGUACGCUAGCCUGUACAAGAGGAUGACCACCAGCGUGCUGGCCGGCUGCAUCCAGAUGGUGCUGGGUCAGAUCGAGGAACAUCGCCGGAGCCACCAACCCAUCAACAUCCCCUUCUUCGACGUCUUCCUCCGGAACCUGUGCCAAGGGUCCUCCGUGGAGCUGAAGGAGGACAAGUGCUGGGAGAAGGUGGAAGUUUCCUCCAACCACCACCGGGCCUCCAAGCUGACGGACCAGAACCCCAAGACCUACUGGGAAUCCAACGGCUGCACCGGCUCGCACUUCGUCAACAUCUUCAUGCACAAGGGCGUCGUCAUCCGACAACUGGCGGUCCUGGUGGCCAGUGAGGAUUCCAGCUACAUGCCGGCCCGGAUCCUGGUCCUGGGGGGGGACGACCCGGCUAGCAUCAACACGGAGCUGAACACGGUCAACGUGGCCCCGUCCGCCAGCCGCGUGGUUCUGCUGGAGAACGUGACGCGGUUCUGGUCCAUCAUCCAGAUCCGGAUCAAGCGCUGCCAGCAGGGCGGCAUCGACACCCGGGUCCACGGCUUCGAGGUCCUGGGGCCCAAACCCACGUUCUGGCCCGUGUUCAAAGAGCAGCUCUGCUGCCGCACCUUCCUGUUCUACAGCACCAAGGCCCACAGCUGGGUGCAGGAGGUGGAGCGGGACCGGGCGCAGCUGCUGCAGCUCUUCAACAAGUUGAACUCUGCCCUCCGUCAUGAGCAGAUGUUUGCUGACCGGUUCCUGCCGGACGCUGAAGCUGCAGAAGCUCUGGGUCGUACCUGCUGGGAGGCUCUGAUUACUCCUGUAGUACUGAGUAUUACACACCCAGAAUCCUCGGGGGGCUCCCCCCUGUCCUGGCUGCUGAGUGAGUACCUGGACAACGCCGAGGCGGCUCGCCGCUGCAAGAGCCGCGCCGCCAUCUUUAACUCCAGAGUCCGGCGGCUGACGCACCUGCUGGUCCACGUGGACACGAGCCGGGCCGACGCCGAGGACCUGAGGCCCCCCGUCAAGUCCAAAGGUCUGAACAGAAGCAGGGAGCUGAAGAACGGUAAAGAAGGGAAGAACAAGGACUCGUCGUCCUCCUCGUCCUCCUCGUCCUCCAAGCCCCGGCUCAGGAGCAGCAGCAGCAUCGCGGGCGUCGCCCUCUGCUGGCAGGGAGUGGUGCAGCAGCAGGUGAAGCGGUUCCUGGAGUCCGGCUGCAGCCUGCCGGACUUCGUGGAGCGGUACCGGGCCCUGUACCUGCGGCUGAAGAAAGCCAUGGAGGAAUUGUUCGGGCAGCAGACGGCCUUCGUGCUGGCGCUGAGACACGGAUUCUCCGCCGCGCUGCUGCAGCUCUCCAUCCUGCGGGCCAUGCACGUGAGCGAGCGUUUCGCCCAGUACAUCGACCAGAUGAUCCAGGCCAGCGGGGCCUCGUCCAGCAGCGUGGAGACGCUGCAGCGGCUGCAGCAGUUCCUGGAACCCAUGCUGUUCCUGUCGGGCCUGGAGCUGGCCAACACCUUCGAGCACUUCUACAGGUACUACCUGGGCGACCGGCUACUAGCCCAGGGCAACGUGUGGCUGGAGAACGCCGUCAUCGAGCAGAUCGGCAGCUGCUUCCCCAGCCGGUUCCCCCAGCAGAUGAUGAAGAACCUGAGCGAGUCCUCGGACCUGCAGCAGGAGUUCCACCUGUACCGCCUGCAGCAGCUGGACCGGGUCCUGCAGGACCAGGACCAGGUGAUGGAGGAGGACUGGGCCGAGUCGGAGGAGGACUCGGAGGUCCAGGUUCUGGUUCUGUCCCCGCGCUGCUGGGCCGUGUCGUCGCUCUGCUUCCUGGAGGAACCGACGAAACAGUUCCCAGCAGAACUCUGCUGCUACCUGACCCAGUUCACCCACUUCUACACACACAGUCAGUCCAUGUACGGCAUCAGCCAGUCGAAGCCGCGGCGUCUGCAGUGGACGUGGCUCGGUCACGCAGAGCUGCAGUUCGGCAGCUGGACGCUGCAGGUGUCCACGCUGCAGAUGUUCCUGCUGCUGCACUUCAACACCCACCAGGAGGUCAGCGUGGAGGCGUUGCUGCAGGCCACCGGCCUGUCCGCCGCCGUGCUGCUGCACGCUCUGCAGCCGCUCAUCGAUGAGGGAGGACCGCUGACCUGCAGCCAGCCGGACCAGCCGGCCCAGGGUGUGCUGCAGCUGGACCAGCAGGUGGCGUCCCGCAGCCAGCAGGGCGAGGCCUCCACGGUGCGGCUGCUGCCCCGGCAGACGUACCUGAACGUGGACGAGGACGCGGCCAGCACGCUGGAGAGGAAGAGGAACUUCAUCUACUGCCUCAUCGUCCACAUCCUGAAGCAGGAGAAGGAGAUGCACAUCGACAACCUGGUCUUCAGGGUGCUGGACUCGUGCCAGAAGACGGAGGCGUCCCGCUCGGCGGGCGUGGGCCGGUUCAGCUGCAGCACGGCCGACGUGCUGUCGUGCAUCAUGCACGUCAUCAGCAAGGGCUGCAUCCGCCGCGGCGACGACAACCCGCACAUCGUGGAGUUCGUGCCGGAGGACCCGCCCACGCCGCAGAAAGGCCACGCCCACUUCUCCUUCAGCCGCUCCGACAGCCGCAAGGACGCCGCCGCCGACAGCCUGGCCGACAUCAGCCUGGUCGCGGUGCCGCGGGGGUUCGAGGACGGGGUUCUGGACGCCGUUCUGUUCUCCAUGGGCCGGACGAUGUCGCAGGAGGACGUCCGGCAGCUGAUGAAGAGGACGGUGCAGCAGGUGGCCGCCACCCUGAGCCUGGACCUGGACCGGGCCGAGCACCUGCUGAUCCACUGCCGCUGGAACGUGGACCUGCUGGUCGAGCGUUUCACCGACGACCCGGACGCCCUGAUCGAGUCCGCGGGGCUGAAGGUCCGGAACCCGCAACCCCCGCCCAGCCCGACCUCCACCUGCCCCGUCUGCCUGAGCCCGCGGGGGGGCGACGCCGAGCCGGCGCCGGCGCUGAGCUGCCUGCACUACUGCUGCCGGUCCUGCUGGCAGGAGUAUUUGACCUCCCGGAUCGAGCAGAACUUGGUGAUGAACUGUGACUGUCCGAUCACCGACUGCCAGGCCCAGCCGACCUCCGCCUUCUUCCUGAGCAUCCUGACGGGGACGGAGACGGUCGCCAAGUACGAGAGCUCCCUGCUGCGCGGCUACGUGGAGUGCUGCUCCAACCUCACCUGGUGCACCAACCCCCUGGGCUGCGACCAGAUCCUCUGCAAGGAGAACAUGGGCAGCAUGGGAACCUGCAGCCGCUGCUGCUGGUCGUCCUGCUUCAGCUGCAACUUCCCCGAGGCCCACUACCCGGCCAGCUGCAGCCACAUGUCCCAGUGGAUGGACGACGGCGGCUACUACGAGGGCAUGAGCAUGGAGGCGCAGAGCAAACACCUGGCUAAGCUAAUCUCCAAGCGCUGCCCGAGCUGCCAGGCCCAGAUCGAGAAGAACGAGGGCUGCCUGCACAUGACCUGCGCCAAGUGCAACCACGGCUUCUGCUGGCGCUGCCUGAAACCAUGGAAACCCACGCACAAGGACUACUACAACUGCUCCGCCAUGGUGAGCAAAGCAGCGCGGCAGGAGAAGAAGUUCCAGGACUACAACGAGAGGUGCACCUUCCACAACCAGGCCAAGGACUUUGCCGUGAACCUGGAGACCAAGGUGUCGUCCAUCAACGAAGCUCUGCAGAUGAAGUCGCUCACCUUCGUCAUCGACGCCUGUAAAGUCCUGGCCCAGGGUCGCAAGGUCUUGGCCUACUCGUGCGUCUACAGCUACUACAACCAGGAGACGGAGAAGAUGGAGGUGAUGGAGCAGCAGACGGAGGCCCUGGACCUGCACACCAACGCCCUGCAGAUCCUGCUGGAGGAGACCCUGCUCCAGUGCACUGAUCUGGCCUCCUGCGUCCGCCUGCUGAAACCGGAUCACCUGAGUACCGGACUGGAACUGAUACGGCGGAUCCAGGACCGGCUGCUGGCCAUCCUGCAGCACUCCAUCCAGGACUUCCGGGUCGGGUUCCAGACCAGCAGCGGCCAGGACCAGGACUCCACGUGGACGUCCAACCUGUCCAACAACACGGACGCCGUCAAAGCGUCCAAGGUGGCGUCGGACUCCGGGGACUCGGACAACAACAACUACGGCGGCGAGGACGGCGGCGAGGACGGCGAGGACGACGACGAGUACGACGAGGAGUACGUCCCCGAGUGGCACGAGGACUACGACGAGGACGACAUCGACGAGGACGACUUCUUCACCGAGGACGACGAGUCGGACAACGUGGAGCGGGACUUCAGCCCCUUCGACUGAGCGCGCUCAGACCGGCCCCCUGGGGGCGGGGCCAGGAGCAGGCCCCGCCCCCAUAGGCCCCGCCCCCUCCUCACGUCCCCUGAGGACGAAGGGACUCCUGGACACCAGACACGCUGCACCGCUAACACUUCUGAUGCUUUCCUUUACGCUGAGGGGGGGGACGGGGACCUGGACCAGGAUCUGGACCUGGACCAGGACCUGGACCAGGACCUGGUCCUGGUCCUGCUAGACCUCGUCCUGGUCCCUUGGUCCUGGUCCUGGUCCUUGUCUCCGGAGGACGUUUGCUUUGUUUGUUUCCUGUUGCUUUUUUAAAGAGAGACUUGGAGCCGGUCCGGGUCCUGGACUCGGACCCCCAGUCCUGGACCUGGUCCGGUUCCCGGAGGUUCUGCCUUGGCGAGUUUCCGGCGGACGCUGCCUUCACCCCCGAGGAUCAUGGGAAACCCCAGAGGAUCAUGGGAAACCUCCUCCUCUGCUCCAUCUUUACUUUAUUCACCGGAAGUUUUCUGUUCGUAGAGUCGGACGUUUGUGCUGAAAGUUGCUCCGUCAAGACCUGGUUCUGGUCUGAUGUUGGGGGGACCUGCUGGACCGGCUGGUCCUGCUGGACCUGCUGGUCCUGCUGGACCUGCUAGUCCUGCUGGACCGGCUGGUCCUGCUGGACCUGCUAGUCCUGCUGGUCCUGCAGGACCUGCUGGUCCUGCUGGUCCUGCUGGACCGGCUGGUCCUGCUGGACCUGCUGGUCCUGCUGGUCCCAGAGGGUCUAGAUGGUUCCUAAAGGUCCGUCUCCCUGUUCCACUGUAAUUCUGAGAGAUCUUAUAUUCAUAUUGUGGAUGUUCUAGAAUGUUCUAUGUUCUUUGUUCUUUCUUUGUUGCAGUUUAGCAACUUCAGCUGCAAAACUCAAUAAAAGCUUUUUGUGCGAAACCGAAAAA
Cololabis saira (Pacific saury) is the source of this 8845-nucleotide messenger RNA. It is a transcript of the gene cul9, whose product is annotated as cullin-9. The record is from RefSeq and is a predicted model, not a curated record. Gene Ontology annotation, molecular function: zinc ion binding; ubiquitin protein ligase binding. Gene Ontology annotation, biological process: ubiquitin-dependent protein catabolic process. NCBI's taxonomy places the organism in Eukaryota, Metazoa, Chordata, Actinopteri, Beloniformes, Belonidae.